AUGGCAGGCUUUCACCACCCUGGAGACCCCUACUUUCCCAACCGAGGAAAUGGACGUUGGAUUGAUGAAGACCCAAAAGAAGACCAAGAAGAAGACCCCGAGGAACCUGUGGAGGAUCCAGAAGAACUAGCAGAGUCUGAAGCAGAGGAUGUUGAAGAAGAAGUCGAGGGAGAUGGCGAGGAAGAGUUUGAGGAGGAUGAAGAAUCGAAUGAAGAGUCCGAGGUUAUCAAUCCUCCAUACAUGGCAAGAGUACCACCGUAUAUGAUGGGCUACAAUGGCCCUAUACCUCCUUGGGCUGAUGAUAUCAAGAGAUGGGGCCUACGCCAGGGUCUGCAACCACCAUUUUGA
Messenger RNA from Lactuca sativa (garden lettuce), 348 nucleotides. The record is from RefSeq and is a predicted model, not a curated record. Lineage: Eukaryota; Viridiplantae; Streptophyta; Magnoliopsida; Asterales; Asteraceae.